Eurypyga helias (sunbittern) is the source of this 2160-nucleotide messenger RNA. It is a transcript of the gene AP3B2, whose product is annotated as adaptor-related protein complex 3, beta 2 subunit. Gene Ontology annotation, cellular component: membrane coat. The annotation marks the transcript as partial. Gene Ontology annotation, molecular function: clathrin binding. Gene Ontology annotation, biological process: vesicle-mediated transport; intracellular protein transport; anterograde synaptic vesicle transport. Lineage: Eukaryota; Metazoa; Chordata; Aves; Eurypygiformes; Eurypygidae. The transcript has 19 exons. The record is from RefSeq and is a predicted model, not a curated record.
GAUGACCUCAAGGAGAUGCUCGACAGCAACAAGGAUUCGCUCAAGCUGGAGGCCAUGAAGAGGAUUGUGGCGAUGAUUGCCCGAGGGAAAAAUGCCUCUGACCUCUUCCCAGCCGUGGUGAAAAAUGUUGCCUGCAAGAAUAUUGAGGUGAAGAAGCUGGUGUACGUCUACCUGGUGCGCUACGCAGAGGAGCAGCAGGAUCUGGCCCUGCUCUCCAUCUCCACCUUCCAACGAGGACUCAAGGACCCCAACCAGCUGAUCCGUGCCAGCGCCCUGCGGGUCCUCUCCAGUAUCCGUGUGCCCAUCAUCGUGCCCAUCAUGAUGUUGGCCAUCAAGGAGGCUGCCUCGGAUAUGUCCCCGUAUGUGCGCAAGACGGCCGCCCAUGCCAUCCCCAAGCUGUACAGCCUUGACUCAGACCAGAAGGACCAGCUCAUUGAAGUGAUUGAGAAGUUGCUGGCAGACAAGACCACGCUGGUGGCUGGCAGCGUGGUGAUGGCAUUCGAGGAGGUCUGCCCAGAGCGCAUCGACCUCAUCCACAAGAACUACCGCAAGCUCUGCAACCUGCUCAUCGAUGUGGAGGAGUGGGGGCAGGUGGUCAUCAUCAACAUGCUGACCCGCUACGCACGCACCCAGUUCCUCAGCCCCAACCAGAACGAGUCCCUGCUGGAGGAGAGUACCGAGAAGGCUUUCUAUGGCUCUGAGGAGGAGGACACCAAGGACGCCAAGGCGGAGGCAGCCUCGCUGGCAAAGCGCAAGCCCUACGUCAUGGACCCCGACCACCGCCUGCUCCUGCGCAACACCAAGCCCCUGCUGCAGAGCCGCAACGCUGCGGUGGUGAUGGCAGUGGCACAGCUCUACUUCCACCUGGCACCCAAGGCAGAGGUUGGUGUCAUCGCUAAGGCGCUGGUGCGGCUUCUGCGGAGUCACAGCGAGGUGCAGUACGUUGUGCUGCAGAAUGUUGCUACCAUGUCAAUCAAGCGGCGGGGGAUGUUUGAGCCCUACUUGAAGAGCUUCUACAUCCGUUCCACAGACCCCACACAGAUCAAGAUCCUUAAGCUGGAGGUCCUCACCAACCUGGCCAACGAGACCAACAUCUCCACCAUCCUGCGGGAGUUCCAGACCUACAUCCGCAGCAUGGACAAGGACUUCGUGGCAGCCACCAUCCAAGCCAUCGGGAGAGGGAGGGGCCCGCCACCCUGCCUCAACGGCCUGGUCCAGCUCCUCUCCAACCGGGAUGAGCUGGUGGUGGCCGAGUCCGUGGUGGUCAUCAAAAAGCUGCUGCAGAUGCAGCCGGCCCAGCACAGCGAGAUCAUCAAGCACAUGGCCAAGCUCACCGACAACAUCCAGGUGCCGAUGGCACGGGCCAGCAUCUUGUGGCUCAUCGGCGAGUACUGCGAGCAUGUGCCCAAGAUUGCACCUGACGUGCUGCGCAAGAUGGCCAAGUCCUUCACCAACGAGGAGGACAUCGUCAAGCUGCAGGUCAUCAACCUGGCAGCCAAGCUCUACCUGACCAACUCCAAGCAGAGCAAGCUGCUGACCCAGUACGUCCUCAACUUGGCCAAGUAUGACCAGAAUUACGACAUCCGCGACCGAGCUCGCUUCAUCCGCCAGCUCAUCGUUCCCACCGAGAAGAGCGGCGCACUCAACAAGUACGCCAAGAAGCUCUUCCUGGCCCAAAAACCCGCUCCCAUCUUGGAGUCCUCCUUCAAAGAUCGGGACCAUUUCCAGCUGGGCUCCCUGUCCCACCUGCUCAAUGCCAAAGCUGUGGGCUACCAGGAGCUGCCCGACUGGCCAGACGAGGCUCCCGACCCCUCUGUGAGGAACGUGGAGGUUCCUGAGUGGACCAAGUGCACCAGCCGGGAGAAGAGGAAGGAGAAGGUGGAGAAACCUUUCUACUCUGACUCGGAGGGCGAGUCGGGGCCCACGGAGUCAGCGGACAGCGGUGAGGACCCGUCUGUCAGUGAGGAGAGCAGCAGCAGCAGCUCCAGUAGCUCCAGCUCUGGCAGUGAGGAGGAGGAGGAGGAAGAGGAGGAGGAAGGCAGCAGGGAGCAGUCAGAGGAUGAGGAAGAGGAGAAGAAGCCGAAGAGGAAGGAGAAGGAAGGCACCAGGAAGGCAGCCCAGGGGAGCGUGGGCAGCCCCAGCGAGGAAGAGGAGGAGGAG